Molecule: messenger RNA, 4495 nt
Organism: Sturnus vulgaris (Common starling)
Lineage: Eukaryota; Metazoa; Chordata; Aves; Passeriformes; Sturnidae
Source: RefSeq, a predicted model, not a curated record
ACCGAAGUUCCUUGUUUUAUUUCAUUUAUUGCUAUCUUACAUUUUUAAAUAGCUGUAUUGUGAGUAAUAGGGUUUACAUGGUAGUAAAACCAGUUUGAUCAUAAGCUCAAGGCAGUAACUCGGAUGAGGGAGGAGCAGUGGAUAGAUUAAUCAGUAGCUUUCAUCAGUUAAGGCAGAGAAGUUUGCCAGCAGGCUCUGAGGACAUUGUGGUGAGUGAGCUGGACACUUCUCUGAGCGAGUUUGGGACAUGCAGCCCCUCAGCCUUGGAGCUGGUGCGGGAGCAGCUUCCUGCCUGCACAGGUGUGAGCAGCUGCUGCUGCCCUAGUGCCGAGCCUGGAUCCUCUCCAGGUUAGCACGUGAACUUUGCUCACUGGGACAUUUUUCUUCCUCCCCCUAAAUAAAAAAAAAAAAUCCUGCAACACUGGGCGUGUUCGAGCAAAUAUGUCCUUGGAAGUGGAAGUUAAGAAGGAUGUAGAGCCCAAGGAUGAUGCUGUGCCACUCAGGAGGGAGAAAUCUGGCAACGUAGCCAGCCUUGUGCAGCGUAUGAGCAGCUAUGGGCUUCCAGCAGGAGGAUUUCAGCCUCAUCCCCCGUCCAAAGGCUUCAAGAAGAAGUCCAAGAAGCGGCAGUGCAAAGUGCUCUUCGAGUACAUCCCACAGAACGAGGAUGAGCUGGAGCUCAAGCUGGGGGACGUGAUUGACAUCAUUGAUGAGGUAGAAGAAGGAUGGUGGAGUGGAAUACUCAAUGGCAAGGCAGGAAUGUUUCCUUCGAACUUUGUGAAAGAAUUGGAAUCAACGGAUGAUGGAGAAACACAGGAUGCUCUGGAUGACACAGAGCCUGUUUUCAAUAGUCCUACCUCACCUGUGACCUCUCCAGGAAAUGGGAGUGAACCUGCAUUGGGACCAGCACAGCCAAAGAAAGUCCGAGGUGUUGGGUUUGGAGAUAUCUUUAAGGAAGGCUCAGUGAAACUUAAAACGAGAUUAUCCAGUAAUGAAUCAGACGAUAAAAGAUCAGAAGAGAAAAAGCAAGAUAAGCCAUUACCUAACCAUCCCCCUGGAACAAAGUUAAUUCAUUUUCCCAGUAUAACAAAAACUGAAAACACACCUGAAGUAAUAAAACCAGAAGCUGAAAGUAAACCAAAAGCCAAGGAAUAUUGCAGGACAAUAUUUUCCUAUGAUGGCUCAAAUGAUGAGCUGAGCUUUAAAGAAGGCGAGAUCAUUCAAAUAAUCAGUAAGGACACUGGAGAGCCGGGCUGGUGGAGAGGAGAGCUCAAUGGUAAAGAAGGAGUCUUCCCAGAUAACUUUGCUGUUCAAAUACAAGAAUCUGAUAAAGAUUUCCCUAGGCCAAAGAAACCUCCACCUCCAAUUAAAAGCCCAGCUGCAAGACCUGAAUUGCCAACUGGAGAGAAGAAAUUCUUUUCUUUGAGGCCUGAAGAAAAAGAUGAAAAAGGAGCUUUGGAUCAGAAGCCUUUGAAGCCACAAGCUCCUCAAGUGCCACCCAAGAAGCCGAUUCCUCCAAGCAAGACCAACAGCUUACUGAGAGCAGGGCUCCUGCCCCCCAAACGUCCAGACAAACCUGGUUUGCCAUCGUCUGCAUCCAAAACUAAUGGAGAAGUUGUUACUCUUCGACCAAAAUCUGAAGUUGAGCCAGUAGCAAAACCAAAGUUAGACUCUGAACCAUUGCCACUCAGACCAAAAUCAGUAGAGGUAGAUUCACUUGUGGUAAAGAGCUCUAAAGAAUCAGAUCUGUUAAGCUUUGAUGAUGUAAUAGCUACCUCAGAUAAUCUGUCACACCCGACCGCGAACCGGCCCAAGAUGCCUGGUAGGAGGCUGCCUUCCCGUUUCAAUAGCAGUAGUCCUGCAAGUCAAAAUGUGGGUCCAGAAAAAAUUUUGAAGGUGCAGAAAGAAGAAGAAAGUGCCAAACCAAAGCCAGUUGAAACAAAGAAGCCAUCUGCAUUCAGCCCAGUGAUUCCACCUUCAUCUCAGAGACCAAGUUCUGUCAUACUCGACUUUUUACCUGGAGACCUCCAACCUAAAGGAGAAGCAGAUGAUGAAAAAAAAUCUGUGGAAGAGCUCAGGACUCAGAUUAAUGAUUUAAUGGGUUUAGUAGAUGCACUGAAGAAAGAGCAUGGGAGAGAACUGGAAAAACUAAAGAAGGAUUUGGAGGAAGAGAAGCUGUUGCGAAGCAAUCUGGAGCUUGAAGUAGAAAAAUUGAAGAAAGCAGNGUCUACAUGAGACAGCUAUGGACUCAAUGUUUCUAACUCGCCAGGAAUUCAAAGCUGAACACAAGGAGAACUGACUCUUAUUACAUUAUAAUGGAUGCUGGUGUUCUACAGUCUUGAAGAAAAAAUAUAAUUAAAAAAAAGGAAUAUAGUCUUAUAUUCAGAGAGAUAAGAAAACAAAAAAGAAUAAUGGUGUAAUUUUUUUGCCAAUAUAAAAGAGGCCUUAUUUCUUACUGUGCUGGAAUUGCAGACCUUAUUUUUUUGGUUUGCUUGAAAAUACUACUGAAUCUGUAUAGAAAGGAGAGGGAAUUCUUAAUAGAUUUUUAUUGAAUACCUGUAGCUUAAUUUUUAAAGAGAUCUAUACUAUAAAUAGGGUGAUCUGUCUUUGCAACUAAUCUGUAAAAUAGUCUGUUGGAAGGGAUGGAAUAACUGUAUCGUAAUUGUAGUCACUACUUUUCCCCUACAUGCAAAAGGGAAUAUAUGGUAUUUGUAUAAUUUUGGCAGUCCUACCCAGGGUUAUGCUGUUGUGCCUGUCUGCAGUGAGAAUAUUAAUACUAUACUGUUCAUAAGUUGAGUAAUGAGAUAGGAAUUUGUUAGUGCAAUGAAGCAGGUGAAACUCCUAUGCAUUGUAGAAAGAUUGAAUGAUCUAAUCCGAGUAGUUCAGCAGAACGGUUUGUCACUUGCACUAUUGGAUUAAAAAGGGAUUUAAGACUGAAUCAUAUAAUCAUGACACAAUUAACUGUUAAACCACAAGGAAAACAGAAACAAAGUGAGAAUCCAGUCUUAACUCAACCUGUUGUGCCUAAAAUAUUACAGUAUACAGCAUGAAAGAGUAAACCUUAAGUCACAGCAUCUGUACUUCUGUGUUUCUGAAGUCAUUGGUCUUUCUAGUGGUUCAAGUAUGCAUCUUGAUCUGUUUUUACAAUAGUCAGGUUUUGUUUAUAAUAUAUCUCCAAAUAAAUCCCUUUGGAACUUUGAUACUCUCAAAAGCUCUCAAUAUUUAUAUAUUUAUGCCAUAAACUUUCUCAGUAUAUUGCAUACCUCUAAACUUAGUAACAUCUUUGUAUUUUAAUGAGUGAUUGGAACAAUUGCUUUGACAUCAUUGUACUGGUGUCCAAGAUGGUGUCGUUACUUUAUGGAAAAGAAGUUGAGAUCUUGUGGAUUACCAUUAUCUUUAACCCCUGGGCUCAAAACUUGCACCAGAAUAAUACAUAAAUAAUAUGCAAAGUGAUGGGAGACUAUGGUAUUUAUUGCUGUGUUUAUCUGAUUAAAGAAUUAAAAAACAUACAGCUUUAGAAAGCCAGUCAAAUUCAUUAGUUCAUUAAUCAGCUCAUCUCCUUUAGAUCUGCUAUAACUUAAAAGACAAAAACAUGCCACGUAAUUUGGCAACUUCACUAAUAAAAGAAAGUUAUUGAGCUUCUCUUCAUGGGAGUAGCAUAAAUAUAGUAAUCAUUCAGUAUGUCACUUGUUCAAGGGACAUGGAAGUGUUACUUUUUGAGAGUAAUCCCACACUGUGGGAUUCUUCCAUAGUUGAUGUGUCAUAAAAUACAAACGUCAAAAAGUCAGUUGAGGAAUGUUUGUCCAUUACUGGUUCAAAUAGUUGAUGAAAUCUCAUUGAAAUAUGAUCAAUACACUAUGCAGGUAUUGAGUAAUAUAUACUAGUCAAAUUGCUGGUAAGCUGAUUGACUCUUAAUGCUUUUAACCUUGAAUUGCCCAAGUGCAUCACAGAUGAAUUGAGGAAUCACAUGCUUCAUACUGAACUCUUGGAAUUCAUGCCUGUAAAGCAGGUGAUGAAAAACAAGAAUUGAGCCUAAUGGAGGACCCAGUUUUGUUAUACAAGCUCUUCACUGUGAUUCGAGCACGAAACAAAUCUUGGAAGGGGGUUGCUCUGAAGAAAUUGUGCCUGUGUGUGAGCUUGCAGAGGAUGAACAGAACAAGACAAUCAGUUAAAGCCACAAAUGAAAGGUGUUUGUUAUUUAAUGGCCUUUGUUCGCUAUAGCAAUAAAUGACCCAAGUGCAAUGACUUGAUUUAAUAAACCCUCCUUUAAAAGUCGCUGCUAUGAGUAUUUGUAGCCAUAAGGAAGUUGCCCUGAUGUGUGUCUGUCUUGUCUUCAGCUACUGUUAUGUACUGCAGUGGAGGGGGAGAGGGUAAUGGUUUUGGAGACAUUCCACAGUACAAGUUCCUAAGAGCAGUGUGCUUCACUGACUUGUCUACCGGUGCUGUAAAAUGAUGCAUGCUAUCCAAACUCAGCAAAUAAAAUGAGUAUAAAAAUCUC